This is a messenger RNA of Fonsecaea pedrosoi CBS 271.37, 831 nucleotides long. RefSeq lists its product as uncharacterized. Gene Ontology annotation, molecular function: protein binding. The record is from RefSeq and is a predicted model, not a curated record. Lineage: Eukaryota; Fungi; Ascomycota; Eurotiomycetes; Chaetothyriales; Herpotrichiellaceae. The coding region runs from base 1 to 831 and encodes 276 amino acids. The transcript has 2 exons.
AUGUCUGACGGCGACAAUCCAACGUGGCAGGAUUGCGACGAUGAAUUCCCAGGCAAAGACCCCGGUCCAGUAGUUGGCAAGGACAGUUCUGAAGGCACCGAAAUCUACUCUUUCGCAGAUAUUGUCCUGAUCACGGUCGGCAAGGAGAAGGUGAAAUUCGGGGUCCACAAGGAAAUAUUGGUGUCACAAUGCUCUUUCUUCGACAAGUGCCUUCGCGGAGGUAUGAAAGAGGCACAGGAGAAUGCAGUCACUCUCUGGGACGACGACCCGGGGGCAUUCGGCGUGUUGGUCGAGUGGAUGUACACCAGUCGCCUGGACGACUUGCGACGCCCGGGAGGUGUCCUGGUCAACGCAUACGUUCUCGCCGACAAGUAUGGCAUGCCCGCUCUUCAGAAUGCCAUUGUCGAUCGCUUCAGGCUGGCCAACUGGUCGGGUCUGAGGAAUGUGCUGUGGGCUUGGGGGAGGUUGGCAGAGGGGUCACAACUUCGCAAGCUGUUUGUGGACCAGGUACAUUAUCAGAUCGCGAAAGCCCCAGAAAAAUACAGACGGGGCAGCACCAAUACAGUGGAUGCCUGUGCCACCGCAUUCGAGGAGAUUGUCGAGAUGAACGCGGAGCUGACGACGGCGUUGAUGUGGAAGAUGUUCGACCACAGCGGCGGGACUGGGAGCCGAAUCCCUACCAAUCCAGCUUCACUUGUUGGCUGCGUUUACCAUGUCCACGAUGACGGCAGGCAAUGCAAGCAAGUCACGACGAUACGACAAGCUUUUCCCCUUUUUGAUCCUAGGACCAGGCUCUCGAAGAUCAGUCGGGUUAAUAGACCGACUACGUAA